This is a messenger RNA of Solanum dulcamara, 3905 nucleotides long. RefSeq names its product LRR receptor-like serine/threonine-protein kinase ERECTA. The transcript is spliced from 27 exons. Gene Ontology annotation, molecular function: ATP binding; protein kinase activity; protein binding. The record is from RefSeq and is a predicted model, not a curated record. Lineage: Eukaryota; Viridiplantae; Streptophyta; Magnoliopsida; Solanales; Solanaceae. Gene Ontology annotation, cellular component: plasma membrane. Gene Ontology annotation, biological process: protein phosphorylation; hormone-mediated signaling pathway. The coding region runs from base 530 to 3484 and encodes 984 amino acids.
GCAGAGACAGUGACUUAUGACGAAGAAGUGAAGCCUCUGCUUCCACCAUCUCACACUAAAUGAAAACUUUUCUUAUAUAAAUAAAUAAAUGUGUACUACUGGUAAUUGAAAAGAGAGAGAGAGAGAGAAAAGAGCAAGUACACUACUACUACUAUUCCAUAGCUGUAAUGUUGCAGGUCUGAUUUUUGCAGACCCCUUCUUGGCACAAGCUCUUUUAACUUUAUCUUCUCAAAUAAUUCUCUUUCUCUUUUCUUUUUUACAUUUCUCUCGGAAACUGAAUACCCAUUGUAUUAGUGUGAGGCCUAUUUGCCAGAACGAUGUGAUUGAACACUAUGCCACAACCCCACAACCCCAAAUAACACCCUUCACUUCACAUUUAAUCACAAUUCCUCACUAAUUAUUCACCUCUUUACUCUCUCAAAUAUCAAUGUCGGUAACCCCAACAACUGCCUUUCCAUUUCAAAGGACCUGAGUUACUACUAUAAACAUUUUUGAUUUUGACACAGCCUUCAUUCAGAAAAAAACAACCAUGACACCAUUUUCACUUUUCUCUAAGUUACUUCUUCUUUUGGGGUUGUUGCUCUUCUACAGCUUUGGUCUUGUGGUGUCUGGAGAUGGUUCCGCAUUGUUGGAGAUUAAGAAGUCAUUUAGGGACGUGGAGAAUGUGUUGUAUGACUGGACAGACUCUCCUUCAUCCGAUUACUGUGCCUGGAGAGGCGUUACCUGUGAUAAUGUCACCUUCAAUAUUGUUGCACUUAAUCUUUCCACUUUAAAUCUUGAUGGGGAGUUGUCUCCUGCAAUCGGACGGCUCAAAGGCCUAAUAUCUAUUGAUGUAAGGGGAAAUCGCCUUUCUGGCCAGAUACCAGAUGAGAUUGGUGACUGUUCAUCACUGAAAAACUUGGACCUAUCCUUCAAUGAGCUUUAUGGUGAUAUUCCCUUUUCCAUAUCAAAACUUAAGCAACUGGAAUAUCUGAUUUUAAAAAACAAUCAGUUGAUUGGACCAAUUCCAUCAACAUUGUCACAGAUCCCAAAUUUGAAAGUCUUGGACCUGGCUCAAAAUAGGUUAAGUGGAGAAAUUCCUAGGCUGAUAUACUGGAACGAAGUCCUGCAGUAUUUGGGACUGCGUGGUAAUAACUUGGGUGGAUCACUUUCUCCUGAUAUGUGUCAGCUCACUGGCCUGUGGUAUUUUGAUGUUAGGAACAAUAGUUUGACUGGUUCCAUUCCUCAAAACAUUGGCAACUGUACUGCCUUUCAGGUUCUAGAUUUGUCUUAUAAUGAGUUGACUGGAGAUAUUCCUUUCAACAUUGGUUUCCUGCAAGUAGCGACCUUGUCUUUGCAAGGUAAUCGCCUUUCUGGGCAGAUCCCUUCCGUCAUUGGAUUGAUGCAGGCUCUUGCAGUUUUGGACUUGAGCUGCAAUAUGUUGAGUGGAAACAUUCCUCCAAUUCUUGGGAAUUUGACCUACACAGAGAAAUUGUAUCUGCACGGGAACAAGCUAUCUGGUUCCAUUCCUCCAGAGCUUGGAAAUAUGACAAAGCUACACUACUUGGAAUUGAAUGAUAACCAACUUUCUGGACGCAUACCACCAGAACUUGGAAAGCUAACGGAGUUGUUUGACUUAAAUGUUGCAAACAACCACCUUGAGGGGCCCAUACCUUCCAAUCUUAGCUCAUGUACCAAUUUGAAUAGUCUCAAUGUUCAUGGAAACCAAUUGAAUGGAACAAUUCCACCUGCCUUUCAGAAGCUGGAAAGUAUGACCUAUCUGAAUCUCUCCUCCAACAACCUCAAAGGCCCAAUUCCAAUUGAGCUUUCUCGUAUUGGGAAUGUAGAUACACUGGACUUGUCAAACAACAGGAUCAGUGGUUCUAUACCUUCAUCCCUCGGUGAUUUGGAACAUCUUCUUAAACUGAACUUAAGCAAGAACGAAAUAAAUGGAUACCUGCCAGCUGAAUUUGGCAAUUUAAGGAGCAUCAUGGAGAUUGAUCUGUCAAGCAAUCACCUCUCUGGUCCCAUACCUCAGGAACUUGGUCAGCUUCAAAAUCUAUACUUGCUGAAGGUGGAAAACAACAAUUUAACAGGCGAUGUAAUGUCAUUAGCCAGUUGCCUUAGUCUAAAUGUCCUAAAUGUCUCAUACAAUAAUCUGGGAGGGAAUAUUCCAACAGGCAAUAAUUUCUCUAGAUUUUCACCUGACAGCUUCAUAGGAAAUCCAGAUCUGUGUGGGUAUUGGCUCACUUCUCCUUGUCAUGCAUCUCAUCCAGCAGAGCGAGUUUCAAUUUCUAAAGCAGCUAUACUUGGUAUUGCUUUGGGUGCCUUGGUGAUUCUUCUGAUGAUACUGGUAGCAGCAUGCCGGCCACAGAGUCCCGCACCUUUCAUGGAAGGAUCUAUUGAUAAACCAGUUAAUUACUCAUCUCCGAAGCUUGUGAUCCUUCAUAUGAACAUGGCACUUCAUGUUUACGAGGACAUUAUGAGGAUGACUGAAAACUUGAGUGAGAAGUAUAUAAUUGGUUGUGGAGCAUCAAGCACGGUAUAUAAAUGUGUUCUGAAAAAUUGCAAGCCUGUAGCUGUCAAGAAAUUGUACUCUCACAACCCACAAUACUUGAAGGAAUUUGAGACUGAACUUGAGACAGUUGGGAGUAUUAAGCAUCGUAAUCUUGUCAGCCUCCAAGGAUAUUCUCUUUCUCCAUCUGGCCAUCUUCUUUUCUAUGACUACAUGGAAAAUGGUAGCCUUUGGGAUUUGCUUCAUGGUCCUACCAAGAAGAAAAAGCUUGAUUGGGUUACUCGCCUUCGAAUUGCAUUGGGAUCAGCUCAAGGGCUUGCAUAUCUUCACCAUGAUUGUAGCCCUCGAAUAAUCCACCGUGAUGUUAAAUCAUCAAAUAUCUUGUUGGACAAAGACUUUGAGGCUCACCUGACUGAUUUUGGCAUUGCUAAAAGCUUAUGCACUUCGAAGACCUAUACAUCCACCUACAUUAUGGGAACCAUUGGAUAUAUUGAUCCAGAGUAUGCUCGCACUUCUCGCUUGACGGAGAAGUCUGACGUCUACAGCUAUGGAAUUGUUCUAUUGGAAUUGCUCACUGGAAGGAAAGCUGUAGAUAAUGAAUCUAAUCUACACCAUUUGAUUCUAACUAAGGCAGCAAAUAAUGCUGUAAUGGAAACAGUGGAUCCUGAGAUCACAGGCACAUGCAAAGAUCUUGGAGAUGUGAAGAAGGUUUUUCAGCUUGCCCUUCUAUGUUCCAAAAGACAGCCUGCUGAGAGACCAACAAUGCAUGAAGUAACCAGAGUACUUGAAAGCCUAAUGCCCGUAGCUGAAACGAAACAGCCAAAUCCAACCCCCUCACUUGCAUUGCUCCCAUCUUCUAAGGUACCUUGCUACAUGGAUGAAUAUGUCAACCUCAAGACACCCCACCUAGUGAAUUGUUCAUCCAUGAGCACUUCAGAUGCCCAGCUUUUCCUCAAGUUUGGAGAGGUUAUAUCCCAGAAUAGUGGCUGAAAAUAACAUGAGAGCAUGUUUCUUUAAUUUGGAAGGGAAAAAAAUCUUGAAGAACCAAGAUUUCUUGGAGAUUGUGUAAAAAAUGUAGUGCCAUUAUUAUAUUAUUAUUGUAGGUAGUUGAAGUAAGAUGAUGCAUAGUGGGCCAGGCUUCUUUUUCCACUACGUAGAAUGUACAAAUAUUUCACUUUUUACCCUGAUCAAAUUGGAAGAGGUAGUAGAGUAUUAAUUGUUGGUUUUUGGGACCACUGAUGCUGACUAUGGACUAUACUCUGUAAGAUUUUUGGCACACACUUUGAGGUGGCCUUAGCACUGCCACUCUGUGUAUAGCAAUAAUGGAUUGUAUUGUGGACCUAAGUUUCAGUCUGCUACUCUUUCUUGCAGCUGCUGUUAGUGCAUUCAAUAUUUUCUCAUUCUCCCUCUA